CUGUUUGACGUCAAAACUAGCAGAAAAAUUUCAUCUAGUUCUCAUGCGCACUCCAAUAGAGCAGAUCCAAGCGCUGCUAUUUUUUUGAAGAAGUUAGUAGUUACAAGCCGUUAGACUAACUACUAACCCUUCUAGUUAGUAGUUUGACUAACUGACUAACUAUUUCAGUUCAUAGUUUAAAUAACUACUAACUGUUUUCGUUAGUAGUUAGUACAAACUUAACGGAACUCCGACAGCCCUAGAACUAAUAUGUACAUAGUGUUGUGCAUUUUGUUGUGCUUUUUCUAAUGAUUUUUUUAACAGGUUUUAAACAAUGCCAUGAUUUUCAAACUCAUUUUUAUCGCUUUUUUAUUCAGCGUGAUCUAUCCAUUUGAAUUGGACAUUCUUUACGAAUUACCACAUUUGCCAGCAUUAUUCACAUUUGAAUUAAUUGAAAAUUUAUUUGAAAAUCAAAUAACUUAUUGUUUUCCAAUUAUAUUUGCUUAUAAAUGGUCCAUUUUAAAAUCAAAAAAAGAUCAAUUAUCAGCAAGAUUUACUGAAUUAGUAACGAAAAACUAUGUUUAUUUAGAACAAAAGCAAGGAAUUUUAACGACAUCGUCCGAGACACUGGAUGCUGAAACAAUUUUCAAUAAAAUACGUGCUGCUGCGGCAAAGAUUUUUGGUUCAGAAACUGCUGAUCGUAUUGAUGCCGAUAAAUCCUUAAUUCAACAAUGGAUGGAUUCACUAAUGGGGGUUGCGCUUAAUACUGGAUAG
Molecule: messenger RNA, 753 nt
Organism: Didymodactylos carnosus
Lineage: Eukaryota; Metazoa; Rotifera; Eurotatoria; Philodinida; Philodinidae
Source: the annotation of a GenBank genome assembly